GUAAGAGACAAAGCUUCCUUCCUUUUCAUUUAUUUCAUCAUAUCGCCUUAAAAUUAAAAAAAAAAAAAAAAAAAAAAAAAAGGAGAAAAACCUCAUCUUGCAGCGAACUAGAAUCCCCCGAUCUGCUUAUUUUUAGUCGAUUUUUAGGUUUUUGAUUUCGAGAGAGGAGAUGUUGGAGAAGAUUGGAUUGCCAGCAAAGCCAUCUCUGAGAGGGAGUAAUUGGGUUGUUGACGCAUCACAUUGCCAAGGCUGUUCCUCUCAAUUCACCUUCAUUAAUCGAAAGCAUCAUUGCCGAAGAUGUGGUGGUUUGUUUUGCAACAGUUGCACUCAGCAACGGAUGGUUUUACGUGGGCAAGGUGAUUCACCUGUGCGUAUUUGUGAACCUUGUAAAAAGCUAGAAGAGGCUGCACGUUUUGAGAUGCGUUAUGGCCACAAGAGCAGAAUUGGCAGAGGAAGUUCAAAAUUGACAUCGAAGUCUGAGGAUGAAAUUUUGAACCAGAUACUAGGCAAUGAUGGGAAGGAAUCUUCAUCAGCACAAAAAUUCAACACUGACACAGCUUUCACUAUUCAAAGGGCAAGUAGCAGUGCUUCACGCUCAACUCCUCGAGAAGAUUUUGUGCUGGAUGGUGGCGUAGAAAUACAUAGAAGUCGUUCUGCUAAUGAGCCUAAUCAUACACAGAAUGAGAUAGGAUCAACGAGUCCAGAUAAAUUACGUCAACAAGCUUUAGAUGAAAAAAAGAGGUAUAAAAUUCUGAAAGGAGAGGGAAAGCCUGAGGAAGCUUUAAAAGCAUUUAAAAGAGGAAAAGAGCUUGAGAGGCAGGCUGAUGCUUUGGAAAUGUCUAUAAGAAAAAACCGUAGGAAGGUUUUGCAGUCUGGCAACAUGGGUGAGAUUCUGAAUAAAGAUGGCUCUAAAGAGUCUGGAACAAAAAGUAAACUCUUUGCUCAAGCAGGUAAAGAGAAGGAUGAUCUUACUGCUGAACUAAGAGAAUUGGGCUGGACUGAUGCAGAUCCACGUGAUGAAGAUAAAAAAUCCGUGAAUAUGAGUUUGGAGGGUGAACUGUCUUCUCUUCUUGGAGACAACUCUCAAAGGACUGGUAAAGAUGUGGGGACCAGUGGCAUUGACAAGACUGAGGUUGUUGCACAUAAAAGAAAGGCUCUUGCGUUGAAGCGUGAAGGAAAGCUUGCAGAAGCCAAGGAAGAAUUAAAGAAAGCUAAAGUCUUAGAGAAGCAGCUUGAAGAACAAGAACUGUUGGGUGUGUCUGAAGAUUCUGAUGAUGAGAUAUCUGCACUAAUCCGUGGUAUGAGUGAUGAUAAACAGGACGAAUUGUUAGUAGGAUAUGAACAGGAGCAAGGUUUUGAUUUUGAUCACCUUAUGGGCACAGCUGAUGAUCUUCGUGAUGAUAACAACUUGGAAGUGACAGAUGAGGAUCUGAUGGACCCAGAAAUAGCAGCUACAUUAAAAUCAUUAGGUUGGACUGAUGAUUCUGACAAUCAGCGAAACACUGUGGCCCAGUCUGUCCCCAUUAACAGGGAAGCCCUACUGAGUGAAAUUCAUUCACUGAAAAUAGAGGCACUUAACAAAAAACGGGCAGGUAAUGUUACUGAGGCAAUGGCACAUCUAAAGAAAGCAAAGCUACUUGAAAGGGACCUGGAAAGGCUGGAGGGUGAAGCAGACAAUUUAGACACACAGAAUCCCACAAUUAUUCAGAAAGGUUCAAGUUCACAAAAUAUCUGUGUGAAGAGAGAUUUGGAUUCCAAACCUGCACCAAAGAAUAGAUUAUUGAUUCAAAAGGAACUUCUGGCUUUGAAAAAGAAGGCUCUUUCUUUGAGAAGGGAAGGAAAAAUGGACGAGGCGGAGGAAGAAUUGAAGAAAGGUAGAUUUCUUGAACAGCAGCUUGAAGAGUUGGACAAUACUUCAAAGUCUAAGGCUACGCAAGUGACCAAUGGUAGUAAGGACCCAGGUUCAGCAUUUGAAAAUCCUGAUAUUCAUGGAAAUAAACCAAUUGGGGAAGUGGCAGAGGAUGUAACAGAUCAAGAUAUGCAUGAUCCAACGUACCUUUCUCUUCUAAAGAACUUGGGUUGGAAAGAUGAAGCUAAUGAGUCUGCAAGCACAUUAUUGAAACCUUCCAAGGAAAAUGAUAAUCAUUCUAUUCAAAUCUUUGAUACCUCAGACGCCUCAUUGAAUAUUUCAUCAAGGACAACUAGAACAAGUAAAGGUGAAGUACAGAGGGAACUCUUAGGUUUGAAAAGAAAGGCUCUUGCUUUGAGACGUGAAGGGAAGACUGACGAGGCAGAGGAAGUGCUUAGAUCAGCAAAAGCGUUAGAGACCCAGAUGGCAGAAAUGGAAGCACCCAAGAAAGAAAUUCAAGUUGAAUAUAACAGGCCCAAUGAUGAUAUAAUUAGGCCUCUUAAAAGUGUAGUUGAGGAUGGAGAUGCAGAUGAUGUUACAGAAAAAGAUAUGUAUGACCCCGCAAUGGUAUCCAUGUUAAAAAAUUUGGGUUGGAAGGAUGAAGAAUUUGAACCAGUAACUGCACAAGGAAAGCUGUCUAAAAAUGUUUCUGGUAGUUCUUGCCAUACUGCGGAUCCAUUUGUAAUCCCAUCCUCUUCCAGCACUUCAGCUGCAACACCAAGUAGCAAAGCAGAAAUCAAACAAGAUCACCUGGGUGAAAUGGGAAUUCUAUGCAGUGCAGGAGCAGAUCAAGGCCUUGGUUUCAUUCCUCCACGUCACCAAUCUGGGAAUGUAAUGGACUUCCUGACAGUUGAUGACCAGACAGGUUCUCGAAAACCAGCUGGAAAACCAGAAGCUGAAGCCAAUUUUGGUUUUGAUGUUUCAUUUAUGCCUGAGGCCCAUGUUCAGGUUGAGUCCUUGACAAGUUCCCCUGGAAUUCUAACAAGAAAAGAUGAUAAAGUCAGUUCUGGUUCUGGUGUUUCAUGUCAGGUUGAGAACCAUGUUCAUGCAAGGUCCUUGACAAGUCCCCCUAAAAAUCUUGGGAGUGAAGCAAGUGUUGCAGCUGAAGUGAGUGAGGAAACUGUUAACGCAGACGACAAGCCACAAACUUAUGAAACCAAGUCUACUCGGAGAUUAGCUUCUCAAAACAACAAAAAUUCCCUUCAGCAAGAAGUUUUGGCUCGUAAGAGGAACGCAGUUGCUUUAAAGAGAGAAGGAAAAUUGUUGGAGGCUCGAGAAGAACUUAGGCAGGCAAAGAUUUUGGAGAAGAGUUUAGAGGCAGAUUCUUCUGAGACUCAAACUGGUACUCAACAUGUGUCAGUAUCUUUGUCCAAUGUUCAUCCUCCUGUUCAACAAAAGGAACAUAGUGCACCCAUUUUGGCUCCAAAACCAUUGUCUGGGCGUGAUCGUUUCAAGUUACAACAGGAGUCCCUUAGCCACAAACGUCAAGCUUUGAAACUGAGAAGAGAAGGCCGCAUGGAAGAAGCAGAAGCUGAGUUUGAAUUGGCCAAGUCUCUUGAGGCACAGUUGGAGGAGUCGGCUUCUCAAGAUUCCAGCAGGUCUUCUGUCAGUAUGGCAGAACCAAUGGACAAUGCAGUGGUUGAAGAUCUUCUCGAUCCUCAACUCCUAUCUGCCCUGAAGGCAAUUGGUAUUGAGGAUGCUAGCAUUGCAUCACAAGGCCUAGAGAGACCAGGUUCUGCAAAACUUAAUCCUCAGAAGGGCGAAAAUGUUGGUCAAGAGAGGAUUCAGUUGGAAGAGCAGAUCAAGGCGGAAAAGUUAAAGGCAGUGAAUUUGAAACGUUCAGGGAAGCAAGCUGAGGCUUUGGAAGCUCUUCGGCGGGCAAAAUUAUCUGAGAAGAAACUAAAUUCCUUGGCUUCAAAUUGAAGAGAAAAAAUGAUGCUUGAAAUCUUUCAGUUUCAAGCAGAGUGUUGUGGAAAACAAGAUGAUUAAAAGAAAAUCAAGAUUUUUUCUCCAUCACGAGCAUAAAAGUUUGUGCUAUAGAAGCAAGAAUGAAGCUCUUCCCAUUUUUAAAAUCUGUUUCAUACCAUUUGUGAAGAAUGAAAGAUGCUGGUUAUUUAACUAAAUGAUGCAAAACGUGUAAUAACUUCUUAAAUUAGAAAAUGGAAAACGAGGUUGAAAUUGUAUGA
Hevea brasiliensis (rubber tree) is the source of this 4095-nucleotide messenger RNA. RefSeq lists its product as uncharacterized. The transcript is spliced from 3 exons. Gene Ontology annotation, molecular function: metal ion binding; protein binding. The record is from RefSeq and is a predicted model, not a curated record. Bases 170 to 3832 code for a protein of 1220 amino acids. Lineage: Eukaryota; Viridiplantae; Streptophyta; Magnoliopsida; Malpighiales; Euphorbiaceae.